AUGUUUCGAGCUCUUUCUCUGGCGCGUGCCCUGGGAGUAGCUGUUUGUCUAUUGUUGGCGGCGACGUUUUCCGUGUCGCUUGUGGCUGCGUUGUCGCCUGUGAGUACGGUUAGCUGGACCUGGAUAGGAGGAGAGACGGGUACUGGUAACUUUGGCAGGUAUGGAACGUUGAACCAGACGUCUCCAGAGAGUGUUCCAGGAGGCCGUUACUAUUCUGCAGCCUGGGUCGGAAGUUCGAGCGUAGUGUACUUGUUUGGCGGGUUCGGGUUCGGAAACACAGCAAAGGGCCUCCUUAAUGAUCUGUGGAAAUUCAACCUGACCUCGCUCGAGUGGACAUGGAUAGGAGGUUCCUCAGAACUUGACCAACCAGGAGUGUACGGCACAGUCGGCACAGGCAGCCCAAAUAAUAUACCCGGCGGCCGUCAGUCUAGCGCAUAUUGGCAGACGGACGAGCACCAUUUUUGGUUGUUUGGUGGCUACGGCUUUGAUGUGAACGGUAAUGCGGGAGACCUGAACGACAUGUGGCGGUACGAUACUGAAACGGGAAUCUGGACGUGGUUCAGUGGGAAUGAUACUUUUAACGCCAAUCCAGUCUAUGGACCGAAGGAUAUCUACAGUCAAAUUUACAACCCCGGAGGCCGAGAUAGCGUGGCAUUCUGGCUGGGUGCGGAUGGUCUUUUUUGGUUGUUUGGUGGUGAGGAUAUUGCGGGGAAUUUGCUGUCAGAUCUUUGGUCAUUCAACCCUGUUACAUUCGAAUGGGCAUACAGAGGCGGAUCACAACUUGUUAACCAUCCUGGUAACUAUAGUGCACCUGGCGUGGCGAGCAACUCAAAUGCUCCAGGUGCGCGCGGCUUCUCGCAUACGUGGACAGAUUUUGAAGGAAAUCUCUGGUUGUUCGGCGGCUAUGGCUACGGAAACAGCACAGCACUAGGGCAAGGGGACUUGAAUGAUCUCUGGGUCUACAACAUAAGUCAAUCCGUAUGGCUUUUGAUUGCAGGAAAUACCACUAUUAAUAAUCCAGGAUCUUAUGGAACUAUCGGUGCUUUCUCCCCAACCAGUUACCCAGGUGCAAGAGACUCAGGCGUAAGUUUUGUGGAUUCUUUGGGUAAUCUGCUACUUUUUGGUGGUGAAGGAUAUGGGAAUACUCGUGAGAGCCCCGGUGAUUUGAACGAUUUGUGGGUAUUUGAUAUCACACUUGGUCAGUGGGCGUGGAUCAAUGGAAGCCAAAGUGUGGAUGCUCUUUCAGUAUAUGGAGUUUUCAACGAAUCCGACCCGAGUGUUGUACCUGGUGGUCGCUUUGGACCAGCUUUCUGGAAUACAAGUGGGACCGAUCCGAUCCUAUUUGGCGGAUCUGGAUACUCAAUCACUAGCGGACCUGGCUAUCUCAAUGAUGUUUUCGCACUGAGUGAAACGUUCUUUACGCCUACCUCUACGCCUACGCCAACAUCAACGCCAACUCUGACACCAACGAUUACGCCAACUGCUACUGCGACACCGACACCGACUGCGACACCGACACCGACACCGACACCGACUGCGACACCGACACCGACACCGACAUUGACACCUACACCGACACCGACACUGACUGCGACGUUAACUCCGACAAUUACAUCAUCGCCAACGAUUACUGUAACAGCGUCUCCAACGACAGUGACGAUGACGCCGACGAUGACUCCAACUGCAACAACGUCACCAACAAUCGUGCCGACGACGAUUUCCACCUCGAUUGCGAUAUCCGUUCAGAAUCUUUCUCUGUGUUUGGCCGUGGCGACGGAUUUGCAGAACGAUCUCGAGGCUCGCUUCACGGGCCAGGUAGUGAAUGUCAGCGUGACUGAUAACUGCGACACGGUCUUCGGUUCGGGCACAUCAAGGCGCCUCGCCACCACAUUAGACAAGAGCAAUCUUCGUCUGGAACGAGCAUUGGUGCGCACUGCGGGCGGCAGUGUUGUGACCUAUGUGAUUACGAUCUCAGGAGACACAUCCCUCGCCAGUGAACUGCAAAGUGUGCUUCAAACUUUCACCGACCAGGUUUCUACAAUUCUACCCUCUGGUGCGACACUUGCUUUUAUAACCCCGACACCGAGUGCAACGCCAACACCAGUUUGCACGAGUGAAAUCUGCGGUUCUCCGGGCCAGUACACAAACCAGGACGCUUGCGAGCAAGUCGGGUGCUGCUUUAACUCCCAGACGAACGCGUGCACCCUGAAGAGCGUCUCAGCGGCGUGCAGCGCUGUUCCAGUGACGCAGCGCGUCCCCUGCGGCUGGAGCUAUAUCUAUCCAGACGAGUGCACUGCGAUACCGGGAUGCUGCUGGCAGCCAACGGCAAACGGCAUCCUGGCACCCUGGUGCUACUACGACAUCAACCAUGCACCGCAGGCCUCUGUAGCGCUGCAGGAGGUGCAGGCACCAGUACCCGUCUGCCCAUCACCGGGAGCGCAGCGCCAGCCGUGCGGCAACGCGGGUAUCAACCAGUUUACGUGCUAUGCCCAGGGCUGCUGCUACGACUCGCAGGCGCAGAACCAGUGGGUGCAGAACGGCAAGCAGCAGAGCGACUUUGAGUCGAACCCGUACUGCUUCCAGCCCGAGAAGACGUGCGCGGUGGGCGAGUUUGAGCGCCAGCCGUGCACGAACGCGGUGAAUCAGAACCAGCAGCUGAACAAUAACAUCAACAACAACCAGUUUGUGCGUCUGCUGAACACGCUCCUGUACGGAGAGCAGCACGGGACGCAGCGCACGAGCUACGCGCCGCAGCAGUGUCUGGAGGCUGGUUGCUGCCUGGGGCUCGGCAACGAGUGCUUCCAGCCGGUAACCGAGUACGUGUGCCAGACCUACGGGUAUGUGUCGAACUCGCUGAGCGGCACGACGGGCAACGUAUCGAACUCGAGCUAUACUGUAUGCGGCCCCGAGUGCUGCAACGCCGAGACGCAGAACUGCACGUACAUCCCGUUCAGCAACAACAAUAACCUGCAACAGCAGCAACAAUUGCAACAACAGCAGCAACAACAACAGGUGCUGCUGCCGUCAUUUUGUGUGUGCAAGGACCCUACGAAGCAAUGCGGGACGUACCUGAUCCCUUCGGAUAACCUUGUGAACAAGAUGCGUUGCUGCCGCGCUGACGAGGAGUGCAUCAACAACCAGUGUGUCGUGAUUAGUUCAACACCGACUCCGAGUCCCGUGGCUGCGACAGCGACACCCUCUGCGACGGUGUCUGCGACAGCUUCUGCGGCGGUGUCUGCGAGUGCGUCAACAUCGGUUUCGGGUUCAGCUUCAGUGUCUGCUUGA
This is a messenger RNA of Cyanidioschyzon merolae strain 10D, 3285 nucleotides long. RefSeq names its product similar to trefoil factor. Gene Ontology annotation, molecular function: protein binding. Lineage: Eukaryota; Rhodophyta; Bangiophyceae; Cyanidiales; Cyanidiaceae. The transcript has a single exon. The record is from RefSeq and is a predicted model, not a curated record. The coding region runs from base 1 to 3285 and encodes 1094 amino acids.